AUGGUCUCUUUAAAUAUUGAUGGUAUCACUGUGGAAUUCCCAUUUCAACCUUACCGCUGUCAGAUUAAAUUCAUGGAAAAAGUCAUGGCGGCAUUACGAAUGGGUCAAAAUGCAGCUUUGGAGUCCCCAACUGGAACUGGCAAAACGCUAUGCUUAUUAUGUGUCACUAUUGCAUAUUUGAAAGACUGCAAAUCGAGGUUGACAGAUCUCGAUUUUAGUCAAAACAUAGAGGGCAAAUUGCCUAAAUCUCUGUAUCCGAAAAUUCUUUAUGCAUCUCGGACACAUAGUCAACUAGCGCAAGUUAUCAGAGAACUGAAUAAAACUACUUAUAAAGAUAUUAAAACUGUAACAUUGGCUUCCCGUGACAUCCUUUGCAUCAACGAGAAAGUUAUGAAAGAAAGCAAUAGUCAUGUCAAGUCGCUGAUUUGUAGAAAUUUGAUUAGCAAACAUCAAUGUCUGUAUUAUAAUUUCUACGAAAAAGCUGAUGUACAAACAUUAGAUAUGUUAUAUAAUGAAAAUCAGGUGGUUCCAGAUAUCGAGGAAGUUAUUAGUAUUUCCCGGAAGCACAAAUAUUGUCCUUACUUUCGUAAUCGUACGAUGUAUGAAGAAGCUGAUCUCAUUCUUUUGCCGUAUAACUAUAUUGUUGACCCUUCUUUGCGUAAUAAGCAUAACAUCAGUUUGAAAGGCAAUAUUGUCAUCUUUGACGAAGCACAUAAUUUGGAAGCAAUUUGUGAAGAAUCAACAUCGGUAUCAUUUUCAACCACUCAAAUAAGUGCUUCCAUCAGAGAAACCAAAAAAGCGUUGGAACUUGUACUAGCAGAUGAAGAAGAAAUACGAACGAAAAUGGAUAAUACGGUUCUACCAUUUGGCGCGGAAGUUGAAGAAGCAAAAGAAGUAAAAGUCGAAAAAAACGAUGUUGCUCACUUGCUAGCCUGUUUGCAUCAAUUUGAAGAGACUGUAGAUCGUUGCUUGGAAGAUGCUGGGGAAAAAAUUUUGGGAAUCGAUGGCAAAGUUUAUCCUGGCAAAAAAAUGAUUGAAAUGCUAACACAUGCAGGAUUUCGAAGGGAUAUCAGGGAAUCAUUUUCAGUAACCAUUGACAAAAUUGGACGCUACCUCACAGCGAAAGCUCAAAGUGAGUCACUCAAUGAGCAGUUUGUUGAUAGAGGUAUCAAUUUGCAAGAAUUCUCAGCAUUUAUUUCUACAGUAUUUGCUGACAAGCAUGCUUCUGGCGCAUUGAUUGAUUCUUUUGGUGGAAUUUCGAGUUUAAAUAGGAAGGAAAUAGAAACUAGCAAUGUGAAUCAUUUUCAACUUUACGUCACCAAGUACAGUUCAGUAAUUACAUUGAAUUACUGGUGUUUUUCCCCAUCAGUGGCAAUGUGGUAUCUUCAUUCGUGUGGUGUACGCUCAAUAAUUGUAACCAGUGGUACUUUGUCUCCACUAGAUUCAUUUAUCAACAAUAUUGGUAUAAAUGUGCCGAUUACUUUGGAAAAUGAACAUGCUGCUGAUUCAGACCAAAUUUUGGGAGCACUAAUCCAAUCUAGUCAUAGUGGGCUUGAUUUAUGUGGUACUUUUCAUAAAAGGAGCAGCGCUGGAUACAUUUAUGGAAUAGGUGAUAUUAUUAUUCGAGCUUGUCAAAUUAUUCCACACGGUAUAUUGGUGUUUUUUCCAUCAUACGUUGUUAUGAAUUCAUGCUUGAAAUUCUGGAAGACAGCAAAAUACGGAGCAAAAUUUAUUUGGGAAACAUUGACGGCAAACAAGGAAGCAUUUAUUGAGCCAAAAUCAAAGUCAGAAUUAAAAGUGAUAUUGCUGCAAUUUCGUGAAAAAGUCAAGGAAGGACGUGGUGCAGUUUUGUUCGCUGUUUGCAGGGCCAAGGUAAGUGAAGGAAUUGAUUUUUCGGACAACGAAAGUCGUGGAGUUAUAGUGAUUGGUAUUCCAUUUGCUCCUACAACAAAUCCUCGAAUUGAGUUAAAAAAGCGGUUUCUUACAAAGCAGAGAAUCGGAGUUGUAAAAGAAGAGCUGAAAAAGUUUAUAUCAGCUGAUGAAUGGUAUCAGGUAGAUGCAAUCCGUGGUGUUAAUCAGUCUAUUGGGCGCGUUCUACGUCAUAAAGAUGAUUUUGGUGUUGUCAUCCUUGUUGAUUCGAGGUUUUGCUCAAUGCCAUCAAAACGAUUUCCGUCUUGGAUGCGAAGCUGUUUGAAAAAUUACCAAAAUAUUAACCUUUUUGAAAGUGAUUGUAUAAAUUUCUUCAAAAAAAGAAACCUCGAGGUGAAAAUUUACCAUAGUUUUAAUUUUUUGAGAAUGCUGCAGGUGUAUGCUACCCAGAAAUUAUCAUCACCUAUAGAAAUAACAUCACAAACAAGUAACUCUCGAAAACGGAAUGAAAUCUGGAAGUGCAGUCGGGAAAAUCAGAGCAAUUCAAUUUCUGAAAUCACAACUCUCUAUUCUUCUGAAGCUAUCGAAGCAUUUGAAAAAAGUAUUGAACAUGAAAAGACAGUACCGAAGCCUCCCAAAAGGAGUUGCAUUUUCGACGACAUAGAAAACGUUGAAGAGAUUAAUAACAUAAAAGAUGAAAUGUACACAAAUAAUGACAAUGCUAAGAAUAUGCCAUCAUGUAGCGCAUUCCCUAUCAAGAAACCAAAGUCAAAGUUUUUGUUGAAGCCCAAUGCUUCCUCUUUGAUUUUUAAGGGAUCAGAUGAAGAUGCAUCAAAAAAGCAAAGUAUACAAAGAAACUCGCCCAGUGAAGACCAUGAUGCUUUCUUGGUGAACUGGCAAAAACCUGCUGCUGAAUAUAAUAAAUUGCUCCAAUCUAUUGAUAAACCAAAAAGUAUAUCCUUGAAAAAGGCCCUGAUAAGUUAUGCACAGAACAAUAACUUCCGCGCGCUUAUUUCCGUUUACCAAAUGGAAACCUUACCACAUCAUGUGGAAAUUUUUAAAGGCAAGUGUUUUAGUCAUGAUAACAAACUGCUCACCAAGAAGUUAUUAUUUACGAGAAAAUUUACUGAUCGCUUUUCGUUCUAAUG
Molecule: messenger RNA, 3017 nt
Organism: Thelazia callipaeda (thelaziosis nematode)
Lineage: Eukaryota; Metazoa; Nematoda; Chromadorea; Rhabditida; Thelaziidae
Source: the annotation of a GenBank genome assembly